AUGCCGCAAAUCGGUGCCCACUCUGGAGGAAUAUGGGGACUCGGUGCCAGCGUCGUGGAUGGGAAGAUUUAUACCAUUGGCGGUCAAGAUGAUUUGGUAGUUUCGGGCAAAGUCGUGAGAGAAUAUGAUCCCGAAAAGGAUGAGUGGACGGAUAAGAAGAAGCUGACACAGGGCAGAUUCCGGCUCGGCGCUGCCACGGUGCGGAACAAAAUCUAUGCCUUCGGCGGAACCGCCAAUAACUUUGAAACCCUUCCCAACGUUGAUGAAUAUGACCCCAAGACCGACACAUGGACGGUCAAGGCGAAUAUGCCGACCCCGCGAAUGGGAUUCGCCAUCGCUGUGGUAGGCGGCAAGAUUUAUACCAUUGGCGGCGCGGAAUCUUUCUUUUUUCCGUCCGCUGUGAUCGAGGUCUAUGACCCCGUAUCAGACACAUGGGAGAAAAAGGCGGACAUGCCCAAUCCGAGAUGGGGAAUGCCGGCGGUGGUAGUCAAAGGGAAGAUUUAUAUCUUUGGCGGCGCCUUGGAUAACACCCAUCAGAAGUAUACCGACCUCACUGAGGAAUACGACCCAAAGACGGACACCUGGACGAAGAAAGCCGAUAUGCCGAUUGAAUUUUACGAUAUGGCGGCGAGCUUCGUCAACAGUGGAAAAGCGUAUAUCAUUGGGGGAAAGACCUUCGAUGGGAGAGACAAAGAUGGCCCAAAGGUUGAAGGCUGGAUUCUUCACUGGACGGUACUGGAAUAUGACGUCGAAAAAAACAAGUGGCAACGGCUUAACGACGAGAUGCCGACCGGUAGGGGCACUUUAGCGACAGCCGCCGUGGAUGGAAAAAUUUACGCCAUUGGUGGGCAUCACAACGGUCCCCGCAGAGAGGUAGAAGUCUAUACCCCCGACGGCUGGCCCUUCCCAGAGAACUUUUCGGUUGAUCCACGGGAAAAGCUGGCGACGAAGUGGGGGGCAAUUAAGCAGAUACAGUAA
Molecule: messenger RNA, 978 nt
Organism: Geodia barretti
Lineage: Eukaryota; Metazoa; Porifera; Demospongiae; Tetractinellida; Geodiidae
Source: the annotation of a GenBank genome assembly